AUGAAGCCCCUGACGUCUACAUGCCUUCUUGUGACUCAGAUGUUUGUGACUUUACGGCGGUGCAAUGAUACGAAGAAUUCAACCAUCAUCAUACACCGAACUCAUGGUCUGACAAGCGAGGAGGACAUGGAACAAAGCGAGGAACUUCGUGUGCUGUGGAUCUCCAUAUAUUCGUGCAGGACAUGGUACGAGGCUGAUGAGCGCCUGUCACGUCAAUUUCCUACCGCGAAAAGCUGGCGG
Iphiclides podalirius (scarce swallowtail) is the source of this 240-nucleotide messenger RNA. NCBI's taxonomy places the organism in Eukaryota, Metazoa, Arthropoda, Insecta, Lepidoptera, Papilionidae. The record is from the annotation of a GenBank genome assembly.